UGGGUGUCAGCUUUUAUUGGCACGGCACAAAGCAAGUGCCAAGGGUUCGGUGGGCUCGACUCCCCGCCGCAGAGUGUGGAUAAAAGCAGAGCAAAAUGCCUCAGCCGAGCUCAGAGGCAUAGACAUGUUGGGCUGGAACGAGGAAGUGCAGUGGAGAGGGGAGGGACUCAGGGCGCAGCUCCAUGGGGCCGCCGCGGCGCUGCGACCUUCUGCACAUGGAGCCGGGGAGAGUUGGAAGAACUUCAUUCUGCAAACUCAAGGAAUAGCAGAAUACUUGCACCGCAUGGAGACCGAAGAGGCCCAGGAAAUGGCGCAGAUGCCAGGCAGGGAGAGCCCCCCUGCCAACGAAGCGUCUGAGGAGGCAGAGGAGCCCAUGGCCGUCCCCGAAGACCUGUCAGCCGGUUCCACCCAUCAGCAGAACAACCGGGGGGACAAAGCCUGUAACAUUAAAGUUGAGGCUCGCAGUGAUGAGGAGAGUGGGCUGGCCUGUGACAUGAUGAAUGGCGUGGAGGAGGAGGAGUGCGCGGAAGACUUGCGCGUGGUCGACUCCUCCGGGGCCAAGCUGAACGGCUCACAGCCGAGUCCCGAAGCCAAGGCCUUCUCCUCGGCUGGCGGUAUCCGGCUGCCCAACGGGAAGCUCAAGUGCGAUAUCUGUGGGAUAGUUUGCAUUGGCCCCAAUGUGUUGAUGGUGCACAAGCGAAGCCACACCGGCGAGCGGCCGUUCCAGUGCAGCCAGUGCGGCGCCUCCUUCACCCAGAAGGGCAACCUGCUGCGUCACAUCAAGCUCCACUCAGGGGAGAAACCCUUCAAAUGUCACCUGUGCAGCUACGCCUGCCGCAGGAGGGACGCCCUCACCGGACACCUGCGCACCCACUCAGUUGGAAAACCGCACAAGUGCGCCUACUGUGGCCGGAGCUACAAGCAGCGCAGCUCCCUGGAGGAGCACAAGGAGCGCUGCCACAACUACCUGCAGUGCAUGGGCCUGCAGAACAGCAUCUACACAGUAGUAAAGGAAGAAAGCAACCAGAAUGAGCAGAGGGAAGACUUAAGCCAGACGGGAUCUGACAGAGCCUUGGUGCUAGACAGACUAGCUAAUAAUGUAGCUAAGCGUAAGAGCACUAUGCCCCAGAAGUUUGUGGGAGACAAACGUCUGUCGGAUCUGUCGUACGACGGCGGGUCGGGAGAGCUCAUCCAGCCGCACGUCAUCGACCAGGCAAUCAACAGCGCCAUAAGCUACCUGGGAGCGGAGUCUCUGCGGCCCCUGGUCCAGACCUCCCCGGCGCCCUCCGAGGUCGGCAUCGGCUCCAUCUACCCGCUCCACAAGCCGGUCCCCGAGGGCGCCGUCCUGUCGGCCAAAGACAGCGCGGCCGAGAACCUGCUGCUGCUAUCCAAGUCGGCGCCCAGCGACAAGGACGGCUCGCCCAGCCACAGCGGCCAGGACUCCACCGACACCGAGAGCAACAACGAAGACCGGACGGGCGCGGCCACCGGCCUCAUCUACCUGACCAACCACAUGGGCAUGAGGAACGGCGUGCUGCCGCUGGUCAAGGAGGAGCAGCAGAGGUACGACUCCAUCAGGGAGGUGGCCGCCGACAGCUUCAAGGUGGUGACGGCGGACGGCGAGCAGGUGAGAGCGUACCGCUGCGAGCCGUGCCGCGUACUCUUCCUGGACCACGUCAUGUACACCAUUCACAUGGGCUGCCACGACCACAGAGACCCCUUCGAGUGCAACAUCUGCGGCCACCGGAGUCAAGACCGCUACGAGUUCUCGUCUCACAUAACCCGGGGGGAGCAUCGUUGAUGAGCGCCCCCUUCAGUCCACACUGCAAAAACACAACAUAUUACCAAGUAUUUGGUCUGCUUUCUAGUGGAAAUACCUUAAUUCACUUGAAAUAAGACAAAACACUUUUCAUUAGGGAUGCACCGAUAAAUCGGCCCUGAUUUCCUUAAUUUUGGGAGAAUGAUACUUAUGUGAAUUUGGCAAGGGUCAAACAAUUACCCACUGCUGCCAACUUAGCAACAUUUCAGACAAAAAUAUCAGUAUCGGUUAGAAUCGGAAUCGGCAGGUCAGGCUUUUUAAAGAUCGCGGUCGGCCAGAAAACUGCAAUCGGUGCACCUGUUGAUACGCAGGAGGGAAAAGCUCAUAUGUUGACAAGCUACUCCACGAAUAAGCAACAUAAAAUUAAUAUAAAGUAUAUUUAUAUACAAGUGUGAUAGGAUAA
This is a messenger RNA of Xiphophorus hellerii (green swordtail), 2222 nucleotides long. It is a transcript of the gene ikzf1, whose product is annotated as IKAROS family zinc finger 1 (Ikaros). Bases 125 to 1801 code for a protein of 558 amino acids. NCBI's taxonomy places the organism in Eukaryota, Metazoa, Chordata, Actinopteri, Cyprinodontiformes, Poeciliidae. Gene Ontology annotation, biological process: regulation of transcription by RNA polymerase II. Gene Ontology annotation, molecular function: RNA polymerase II cis-regulatory region sequence-specific DNA binding; DNA-binding transcription factor activity. The transcript has 8 exons. The record is from RefSeq and is a predicted model, not a curated record.